This is a messenger RNA of Caenorhabditis auriculariae, 1162 nucleotides long. The record is from the annotation of a GenBank genome assembly. NCBI's taxonomy places the organism in Eukaryota, Metazoa, Nematoda, Chromadorea, Rhabditida, Rhabditidae.
AUGCUCUUGAUAUUCUCAGGUUUUCGUCAACUCUCAAAACUCUUCAAAUACUCCUUUGGUUUCAGUUUUGUUGGCCUUGCCUUUAGUGGCUUCCCAAGUUCCGACAGCUUCCAUUUCCUCUCAUGUUCUUGAUAUUUCUGGGGGUCAUCCAGCGGCCGGAGUUCAAAUUUUGGCCUACGUUCAGCAAGAUGAUUCCUGGCUGAAGAUCGGAGAAGAGUAUUGAGUUGCAGAAAGCCUGCUGACCUUUUUUUUGACCGGGUUCAGGUUCACCCAACCUAGCGGUCGCGUUGACUGGGUCUCGCCAAACUACACUCUGGUCCCGGCCGUCUAUCGCCUCAUCUUUCUUACUAAGCCUUACUACGAGUCGAGAGGCGUCAGUACCUUCUAUCCGUACAUUGAGGUCAGAUCUUGGCUUUUAUUUUUCCUCAUUAGAUUCAUCACAGUUGGGACUUUGAAAUGGAAUGCUGUUGUUAAAAAAAAAAAACAAUUUCACCAUUUUACAAUGUUUCAAGCUUCAAGGUCAAUUUUCGAGAAAAAAAUUUUCUGACACAAGCUAGUGGAGAAAGGUUACAAAAAAAAAAUCAAUGAAAAGUCUUUUAUAUGUCUCUUGGUUAGAGAAAUCAAAACAUAGACACCGCACGGCGAGAAUCUAUACUCGAUAUCUUUUGCGGCGUAUCCGAAUUCUCAUGCUGAUGAGGGUAGCCCAUCCGUGCAAAAACGGGGUUCAAGCGGGUGCUCAAACCCGUAUAAGCACAGCUGGUAAAACUUUUGGCAACUUUUAUCCUAGCCGAGGCACCGUUUUAGCCCAGUAGGGUCACCGAUUUUUUCAAAGUAAACACAGCGGGGUAGCCUAUUUUGACACCCGUUGUUCCCCUGCACAACUGGGACUUAAAAAGAUAAGAAAAGACUGCAAUGGCAGAUUUAAAAGUAACAAAGUAGCGCUGGCAAGUCAAAACAUAUCUACGUUGUAGACCACCUCUCAAAACGAUCCUUCUUCCACCACCUUCAUGGUGGUUCUAAUUUUAAAGAAAGUUAUCGAGUUUUAUAUAUAAAAAUCAGAUCAAAUUUUUAGAUAAUCUUUGAGAUCAAAGACGCGACGCAGCAUUACCACGUGCCGCUCACUUUGAGCCCUUGGGGCUAUUCCACCUAUCGCGGAUCCUGA